UCCUCGCUCCUGUAGCGGUCUCCGUCUCCCAGCAGAAGACGCAGCCAUGAAUCCGUUAUUCGGCCCCAACCUCUUCCUCCUACAGCAGGAGCAGCAGGGCCUGGCCGGGCCGCUGGGGGACCCUCUCGGAGACGACCACUUCGCCGGGGGAGGGGACGUGUCCCCGGCGCCGCUCGCCCCGGCCGGCCCGGCUGCUUACUCGCCACCCGGGCCGGGCCCGGCGCCCCCCGCCGCCAUGGCUCUCCGCAACGACCUGGGCUCCAACAUCAACGUGCUCAAGACCCUGAACCUCCGGUUCCGCUGCUUCCUGGCCAAGGUGCACGAGCUGGAGCGCCGCAACCGGCUGCUGGAGAAGCAGCUGCAGCAGGCGCUGGAGGAGGGUAAGCAGGGCCGGCGGGGCCUGGCUCGCCGCGACCAGGCCGUGCAGACCGGCUUCGUCAGCCCCAUCCGGCCCCUGGGGCUGCCCCUGAGCGCCCGGCCCGCCGCCGUCUGCGCCCCUUCGGCGCGGGUGCUGGGCUCGCCCGCGCGUUCGCCAGCCGGCCCCCUCGUGCCCUCCGCGGCCUGCCACUCGUCGCCCUCCACCUCCACCUCCUACUCCUCGUCAGCCCGCUUCAUGCCCGGCACCAUCUGGUCCUUCUCUCACGCCCGCCGGCUCGGGCCGGGACUGGAGCCCACGCUGGUGCAAGGGCCUGGCCUGUCGUGGGUGCAUCCCGACGGGGUGGGCGUCCAGAUCGACACCAUCACCCCCGAGAUCCGCGCGCUCUACAACGUCCUGGCUAAAGUGAAGCGCGAGCGGGACGAGUACAAGCGGAGGUGGGAAGAGGAGUACACUGUGCGGAUACAGCUGCAGGAGCGAGUGAACGAGCUCCAGGAGGAAGCCCAGGAGGCCGAUGCCUGCCAAGAGGAGCUGGCCAUGAAGGUGGAGCAGCUGAAAGCUGAGCUGGUGGUCUUCAAGGGGCUCAUGAGCAAUAACCUGUCUGAGCUGGACACAAAGAUCCAGGAGAAGGCCAUGAAGGUAGAUAUGGACAUCUGUCGCCGUAUCGACAUCACUGCCAAGCUGUGCGACGUGGCUCAGCAGCGCAACUGUGAGGACAUGAUCAAGAUGUUCCAGAAGAAGCUGGUCCCAUCCAUGGGGGGGCGGAAGCGGGAGCGCAAGGCUGCCAUCGAGGAGGACACCUCCCUGUCGGAGAGUGACGGGCCCCGCCAGCCCGAUGGGGAUGAGGAGGAGAGCACAGCCCUCAGCAUCAACGAGGAGAUGCAGCGCAUGCUCAACCAGCUGUGGGAGGAGACUGAGGAGACCCUGCUGCUUUGGGAGGAUUUCUCAGGCUAUGCCAUGGCAGCCGCAGAGGCGCAGGGAGAGCAGGAAGACAGUUUGGAGAAGGUGAUUAAAGAUACGGAGUCCCUGUUCAAAACCCGGGAGAAAGAAUAUCAGGAAACCAUUGACCAGAUAGAGCUGGAGCUGGCCACGGCCAAGAAUGACAUGAACCGCCACUUGCACGAGUACAUGGAGAUGUGCAGCAUGAAGCGCGGCCUGGAUGUGCAGAUGGAGACCUGUCGCCGGCUCAUCACCCAGUCGGGAGACCGAAAGUCUCCUGCUUUCACUGCGGUCCCGCUUAGCGACCCACCGCCGCCGCCAAGCGAGGCUGAGGACUCCGAUCGAGAUGUCUCAUCUGAUAGCUCCAUGAGAUAGGGACCCGCCUCCAGCGCCCUGGGGCCCCACUGUGCUGGGAACUCACCAAGGCAGAGGGGUGGGGGGGUUCACAGAAGGGGAACAUCAUCCGUCCCGCCGCACCAAGCCUUGCCCCUGGGGACUGGGGCGCUCCUUCCUCGGGCUUCCUGCCUGUGACCUUGGCC
Messenger RNA from Neomonachus schauinslandi (Hawaiian monk seal), 1854 nucleotides. RefSeq names its product intermediate filament family orphan 1 (gene IFFO1). The coding region runs from base 47 to 1690 and encodes 547 amino acids. NCBI's taxonomy places the organism in Eukaryota, Metazoa, Chordata, Mammalia, Carnivora, Phocidae. The transcript has 10 exons. The record is from RefSeq and is a predicted model, not a curated record.